Impatiens glandulifera is the source of this 2090-nucleotide messenger RNA. Its product is annotated as pentatricopeptide repeat-containing protein At4g25270, chloroplastic. The record is from RefSeq and is a predicted model, not a curated record. The transcript has a single exon. Lineage: Eukaryota; Viridiplantae; Streptophyta; Magnoliopsida; Ericales; Balsaminaceae. Gene Ontology annotation, biological process: RNA modification. Gene Ontology annotation, molecular function: RNA binding; protein binding. Bases 16 to 1587 code for a protein of 523 amino acids.
AGGCAAGUAAUUGAUAUGGAUUGCCAAUUGAAUCAGAAUCCAUCCACGUUGAUGGAAGUGCUUACCUUGCGUCCUUCAAGUCUUGGCGUCUUCUUCUCUUCAAUUCUCUGUCGUAAUUCCUCCUCAUCUGCUAAACGUAGUCGUCAAUCAAAAGUAAUAUUUAGGAAACCCAAGCCAACUCCACUUCUAACUCAACCCAAACCCAAGACGAAACUUGAAGCCCUCAACAAAGUUGUUGUAGAACUAGAAAAAUCAUUCGAUAAUGGCAUAAGAUUCGAUCCUGAUAUCUUCGCUUCCCUUCUCGAAACAUGCUUCCAAUUGCAAGCUUUCACUCUUUGCUCUCGCAUUCACCGCCUCAUUCCAGAAAAGCUUCUCAAAAGAAACGUGGGUCUCUCAUCCAAAAUGCUCAGACUUUAUGCAGCCGAUGGACAGCUGGAAGUUGCACACCAACUGUUCGAUAAAAUGUUCGAACGAAAUGUCUCGCCUUUCCCGUGGAAUUCACUUAUCUCGGGCUAUUCUGAGCAGGGUUUGUAUAACGAUGCAUUGGCUCUUUACUUUCAGAUGGUAGAAGAGGGAGUUGAACCGGAUCGGUUUACUUUUCCUAGAGUUUUGAAAGCUUGCAGUGGAAUUGGCUCGAUUCAUGCUGGUGAAGAAGUUCAUCGGCAUAUUGUCCGUACUGGAUUUUUCAGAGAUGAAUUCGUGCAAAAUGCUCUUAUAGACAUGUAUGCAAAAUGUGGUGAUAUUGUGAAGGCGCGAGCCGUUUUUGAUAAAAUGACGUCUCACGACAACGUUUCUUGGAAUUCAAUGAUCACUGGUUAUAUUCAUCACGGUCUUUUAACAGAGGCAUUGAAUGUCUUCCGCGAGAGUUUAUCAUUUGGGUAUGAACCAGAUUCAGUUGCCAUAUCUGCUAUUCUAACAGGGAUGCCGUCUCUAAAAUUGGGAGCCCAAGUCCACGGAUGGGUUAUCAGACGAGGAAUCGUAUGGGAAUUAUCAGUGGCGAAUUGUUUAAUCUUUUGGUAUUCUAAAAUGGGGAAGAUAGUUAACGUCCGCACCCUGUUCGACAAAAUGCCAGAAAAAGAUGUAGUGUCAUGGAAUUCCAUAAUUUCAGCUCACUAUAAGCACACAAAAGCUCUUGAUUACUUCGAGAUGAUGGAAGACAACAAUGUUAUUCCAGAUAGCAUAACGUUUGUGUCAUUGCUGUCAGUUUGUGCUCAAAUGGGUUUGGUUAAGAAAGGAGAAGAGUUGUUUUUAAAGAUGAAACAGAGAUAUAAAUUAGAGCCAAUCAUGGAACAUUAUGCGUGCAUGGUAAAUCUGUAUGGAAGAGCUGGUCUGAUUAAUGAGGCUUACAAAGUAAUAACAAAAGAAAUGGAGUUUGAUGCUGGUCCAACUGUAUGGGGUGCAUUGUUAUAUGCUUGUUCUGUUCAUGGUAAUGUAGAAAUUGGAGAAGUUUCAGGCAUGAAACUAUUUGAGUUGGAGCCAGAUAACGAGCAUAAUUUUGAGCUUUUGAUGAAGAUCUAUGGCGAGGCGGGUAGAUUGGAGGAUGUGGAGAGAGUGAAAAGAAUGAUGGAGGAAAGAGGAUUAUGUUAGUGAACUUAUGUAUAUAGAUGAUUACCACAAAAGAAAACUUAUGUCAGGUUACUCAGGUAUGUAUGAAAAAAAGUUUUAAAUUUGAAUUAAUUAAAAAAAAUGUUCAUUCUUGAUGCAAUGUUUGCAAUAACAACUAUCUUUGGGAGGCUAACACUUCACUUCAAUCCUGAGGCUAUUAUUGUUAGUUAAUUAAUUUGUAUAAAUUGGUAAAUUAGUGUGUUUAAUAAACUAAGGUGGACAAACACAAUAGAAUAGAACAUAAUGUUAGUAUCUUAUGUCCUCCAUUUUGAGUUUAAGACGUUUUAAUAGGAAAUCUAAUCUAUGAUAUUUGGUCUCUUAGACACGACUCUUUACACUUAAAUUAAACCAAUCGGUUACUGAGUUAAUUUGUAUUGAUUAUUAUUAUGUCAUGAUCAUGUGAUACCAAUGUAAACACGUUUGUCAUACCAAACUAUGUGCAUAAUGAUUUGCUUUGGCAUAAAUUUGUUAUUUGGUUUUCCAUA